This is a messenger RNA of Gymnodraco acuticeps, 6572 nucleotides long. It is a transcript of the gene zfyve21, whose product is annotated as zinc finger, FYVE domain containing 21. The transcript has 11 exons. Gene Ontology annotation, molecular function: metal ion binding. The record is from RefSeq and is a predicted model, not a curated record. The coding region runs from base 78 to 812 and encodes 244 amino acids. Lineage: Eukaryota; Metazoa; Chordata; Actinopteri; Perciformes; Bathydraconidae.
CCCUAUCAGUCAUUCACAGAGGGUGUGUACCAGACAGGAGUUUGUGGCAGAAGGAGAAACAGCUGCUAGCAGGAAAAAUGUCUGCGCUGCCUGAUGGAAAGAAACUGGUCCGGAGCCCCAGCGGUCUGCGCAUGGUGCCCGAAAACGGAGCCUUUCACAGCCCCUUCUCCCUAAACGAGCCGCAGUGGGUCCCCGAUAAAGAGUGUGCGAGAUGUAUGCAGUGUGACACCAAGUUCGACUUCAUCAGAAGAAAGCACCACUGCCGGCGGUGCGGCCGGUGUUUCUGUGAUAAGUGCUGCAGUAAGAAGGUGGCGCUGCCCCGGAUGUGCUUCGUGGAUCCGGUGCGGCAGUGCGCUCAGUGCAGCCUCGCCUCGCAGAAAGAGAUGGAGUUCUACGACAAGCAGCUCAAAGUGCUUCUGGGAGGCGGCUCCUUUGUCGCCACUUUGGGAACGUCGGAGAAAUCUGAAACCAUGAUGUGUCGCCUCUCCAACAACCACAGGUAUUUGUUCAUGGACGGCGAGAGUCACUUUGAGGUGGAGCUGUCUCGGAUCUCCAGCAUGCAGAUUCUGACAGACGGGUCGAGUCCAGGAGAGAGCGACAUUCACACGUACACCAGCCUGCCGGACACUCAGUAUCUCUCUGAAGGAUGGACGUCGCGGGCCAGUGGCAUGCUGCUCCACUACAAGCCGAUGGGCGCCCAGGAUGCACAGCAGCUGAAGGUGGAGGCUGCGGACGACAGGAAGGCGGCCGCGUUGUGGCUCGCUGCCAUGCACAAGGCGGCCAAACUGCUGUAUGAAGCUCGGGAUCAGUGACCUUCAGACUGACCUUCAGACUGACCCUUCACACCCAACUGUUUGCCCCCGGCUCCCUGGGCUUUGGUAUCGUUUGGAUUUUUGCUAACGCCAUUUCUGAUUCUGCCCUUUCCGUCUGAUUCCUCAUCGGUUCCUGAUGCCAGUUCUUAUCGUGGUGAAUCUGCAAGAAAUGUUUGUAUGAAAAAAGAAAAACACUUUAUUACCUCUAUAACCAGAACUUUGUAUAUCAUGUUUACCACAAACACGAGGAUUGUUACUCUUAUUUCUUCGAUGCAUUCUCAGAGUUGGAUUUAAUACAUACAUCAGGGCAUACUGUUUGUACUUAAAAAAAGGAACAAACUGAUGCAGGAAAUACGUUCCCCAGUUUAAGUUGGCAACUGUUUCUUUUGGGUUUCUUUUCUUCCUGUGUUUUGACUUUCUCAGAUUUAAGUUAUUUUGUUUAGCCACCUGAUCCUUAAAUACUGACAGUUAAGCUUUCACAUUAUAACACACAUGAAUACCUUUCAUAAAGUCAGAGAUGCAGUAAAACUUCCGAGGCACAGUGUUUGUUUCAAUAAUAACUUUUUAUGCUGCAGUUCAUUUUACUUUUGGGUUUUAAUUCCUGGAAGAAAUGAAGAUACAUUUUAUAGAUUCUUGAAGGGAUCAUUUUCUUUAUUAUUUGAUUUUGCUGACCCUUCUUCCACAGAGGUCAGAUAAACGGCAACAAGUAGGGACCGAGUGUCUCAAAGGACCUUUAGCAGCUUGAAGACUUAAACAGAUCUUCCAGACAAAGCAUUGUCCGCGGCAGGUAAAGGACAAAUCCACCUUUUUCAAACUCUUUAACGAAGAUAGAAAAGCACCCAUGUGUGAUGUGGGUUGCAUUUCAGAGCCCAAAGUUUCCCAUUUCCCCCAAAAAAGACCAGAUAGAAUGAGUUAUGAGAGUGAGUUAUGGGAAAUGCAGGAUUGUCUUACUGACGCAGAAACAUGAAGAAGCGUAUUGAGGACACUUUAAGGAUAAAACUUCCUGAAAAGCAAAGAACAUCAGAGAUUUAUCCACACUUUAAAGAGGGCUCUUUGGGGUUUCCCUGUAAUGUGAUACUGUAGGUUUUGGCAUGUAAAUGGUUCUGCGAAGGCUAAAACCUCAACGUUUUACACAUUGUACGUGAUUGGCUAAGGGGCGAGACAACCGAGCGGUGAAAAGAGGUGCUGCAGCACAGUGAUAUGAGAAGAAGAAAGAGCUCUUUAACAUUAAAGCAUGGAGACAUGUCGCAGUCGAGACACUAAAUAUGAACCUGAAAAUGAGCGUAACAUGAACCCGUUAAUGAAAAUGUUGGAUUUUUCCUUUACGAGACCUGCUUCCAUUUAAAUUGAUGUAUAAGUUCAUGUUUCUUUUUGUAAUGUAUAUUAUUACGUUUCUCUAUGCUACAUAUAUUUACAGAUUAAAAUCUUUAGGCAUCGCUGUCUAGGAGAGACUAUUCACGGAUUCUAGUGAAGCAUAAACACAUUAUAGUUUCAUGUAUUGGAGUUUUGUAUGAGCUAUUUUGUUAACUAUUCCUACUUUAACACGAGGUGUGUACGUACUCGCAUCAUUUCAGAAAUAGUAAUCCCCUUUGACCUUGCUCUAAACCAAGUCUGAUUUUAUUUUUAUUUUUUUUAUCGCUGUCAAAGCCACAACCUCGGGAUGUGUGAUCAACCAAAAGCUUCUUAGUCCUGGUUGAGUUUGUUUGUUUGCUUCCAAGGACCUAUUUUAAAAAACAAUGUAGUUGAAAGUGGUGAGAGGAUUUCGGCCAGUGCAAAACAAAAUGCCCUAAUCAACUUUUACUAUGUUAAUCUUUCUAGAACUUGGCCUAUUUUGGGCCUCUUGUGUGUUAUCACCACAUUUGACUACACCCCUAUUUCUGAACUAUGAAUACAGAGACAUUUUUGAAGAUAUUAUUCUUAGAUUUUUCACGAAAUGAAACCCUGUAUUUGUUCCUGUUUUCUUAUCUGCGGCCACUCAGUUUAUUCAAAUGAUGUAAUUAACUCUGUAAAGUUGCCAUCAGUUGGUUUGUGUUGAAGCCCCAGAAUGCAGCAGGUUUAUCUCAGUGUUCAAAAUGUUAAGAGGACUUUUCAUAAUGCUGCUGCUUCAACAUAAAAGCGUACAAUGAGGGAAACGUGGCCCUGUUGGGAGAAUAAAACGGUAACACAUGAGAGACACAAACUACGGCUUCCUAAGUUAGAUUUCACCUCCUAACAAAACAAAGAAAUUCUGAAUGGACAUUUUAAAUUGACAUUUCCUAACCCUAAUUGUCCCUGAUGCCAAUAUGUGAUAUGUUAGGUUUCAAAAACGAUAAACAUUGUUGGAGUUAUGACAAAAUCAAGAAGUGUAACUUUAACGUAUGUGAAAGAUUACCUUAGCUCGUGUUUGUGCAUUUAAGAGUGUGUUCUUUAUUGUAACUGAGUGUUAUGACACAAAGCUAAAAACUGGACCUUGAAAUAAGUAUUUUUUUGUCAAAACACUUCAAUUCACAAACACUUUAAAUCUGUCUAAACACCCGAAUAAACCCUUGUAUUAUAAAUAUACGACUGCACAUCAGUUUCUAACACUGUGCUUUAUUAAUCUGAGAUUAAAUCAUAUAUAAAUAUUUAAAAUGUGCUGGUGUCUUCCCGGUUUUUAUCUAAUCAUAAAUCAACAAGUUAAAAGUUGUUUAACGGAGCACAUCAUUGGCUUUGUUGGCCUUUUCCCUUCAUGUCAUUGAUACCAAAUGACAACAACAUGCUCCACCACCACGACUUUGUAACAUAACAUUUAUUUUUAUACGCUGCUCACCUAAGAAAUUACAUCACUAGUUGUUGCUUAGUUUGAGGCUUUUUUUAGAGCAGAGAUUGAGGAACGUUUUGUGUGUUUGUUGUUGUUUGUGUCUUCCAUGGUAGAGCUGUUUGUUGUGAAGUACAUGAGGGCUGCACAGCCACCAACUAAAAUGAUCAUAUAUUAUUUCCCAUCAUUGUUUAGCCUCUUUGAUUGAAGACUUAAAUCAUUUCCUUAUUUAAUUUCCUCUGCACCCAGCACUAAUAAGAUGCAUGAUCCCUUUGUUAAUUAUAAACAUCUAAAUCACAAUGGAAACCAUGUUGUGCUCAUUGGAAACUGAUUAUCUGGUAAUUCUGCAUGUUUUUUUACAACAGUUAUAAGAUGUAAAAUCCCUUUCCUUCCAAGUUUGAUCAGAAAUACACAAACUUGCAAUGACUUCCUGGAUUUCUGCAGAUACAUUUAAAAUAAAGUAUUGUUUUGCCCUUUAUUUAAAGCACAGUUGCCCGAAGAAGAUUGAGAUAUCUCAUGAUUGCUGAAAUGCAGACAUUUUAUAGUUUAUAAGUAAAAUCAAAUAGAGUUAUCUGAUGAAAGUCAUAUGAUCAUCUUGUGCUUCUCUCUGUGCAGCCCUCAUUGGUUAAACAUGAAUGAAGUAUAUUUGUUUGAAUGCACUUUGUGUAACGUCACUACUUCAUACUCCUCCGCCAGUGUUUGUUCCUGCACUUUAAAGCCCUCCCUGAUUAUUGCAGCCCUUUUUUAUCCCAGCGCUUCAUUUUAUUACGCUGAAAACGCUUCUACACCUUUUGUUGGAUUAUUCUGUUGAGAAUAAAAUCAAGUGUUUAUACAUUUCUGGUGUCUGUUGUGUCAUUUGGAAAACGGGAUUCCUCUAUAAACAAACGGACAGACUGAAGGGCGACACGUGGAAAAACGUAUUGAAUUCAGAACAAUUAUUCAUGUGCAUUUUUCAUAUUAGUAAUCCUCAUACUUUUACUGUAGGACAUUUUGCACCAAUGUAAAACUGUAUUUUUUGACGACUGUCUUGAAAAUAAUGUCUUAUAAACCACCCAACCUUGAUAGCCUAUUUUAAAAUAUACACAAUAUAUUUUGUAUGAUUAAAAUAUCAAAUGGUCUAAAUUCAAAAAGAGAUUUAAAUGACACCAGAGGCCUCUCCAGCUCUUUGUCCUUUUGACAGAUUCAUGUGAAUGUAUUCUAGGCAAAGCGGGUUUUAACGUUCAUAAACAAAAUAAUUAUGGAAAUGUACGAGCUUUGUAUCAGAAGGACACUUUAAACAAACUACGUAACUUGCACAGUGUAGUGUUGAUUCUAGAAUGUACAUAUUUCAUAUUAACUUUUAAUUGAAUACAUAUACAGAAAAACAAAAUCUCUAUUAUUACUAUUUUGAUGUAAUACAUAGUUUGUAUGUUUUACACAACAGUGACAAGAUGAUACAAGACACUACACACACAGGGUUGAGCAACGUAGAAAAACCACAAAAUAAAAACUGACACACAAAAUACAACUUUUAAUAAUCAUUUUGAAUAACUAUUUUUAGCUGCUGACAAAUAUGACUUUCUUGAAUCAACGUUUGAGAUGCAACAACAGUUUUAUUUCUCUCUUCAUAUCACAUACACAAAUAUAACCACGUUUACAUUUAACUCGUGCUUUUAUUUUGAAGGAAAGAGUAUAGAUUGCUCCUCCUAAGGACUUCGUUCACAAGACUUUCACUUUCAUUUGUCGAUCUUUAAUAUGUCCUAGUGACGCAGUUUUCUUUUCACCGUCUAAAAGGUAAUGUAAUGUAUUAUAAUUUACUAUAUUAAUCUUACUGUCAGUGUAAUAGAUGUGUUUUCAUUAUCUUUAAGUCCAACCAUAAGAAACUUCAAAACGGGUCAGAAUUGCGUUUUUGAAAGUCGUCAAAACACGGAACAGGUGAACAGGUGAACAGGAGCUUCAGGCCUACUUCCUUGAUCUUGAAAUAGGUACAGGUAGAGGCUUGCAAUGAGUCAGCUUGGGCAGAUAGAGAGGUGGCUUCUUCCUCCUGAAACCUCUCUGGUUUGGAUCCUGACAGCCAAUGGACGCCCACAGGAGAAAGGCCUGAAGAAAGCAUCUCCCGACCCCUUCUUUACAGGGCAAGUUCCCUUUCGGCAGAAGAUACAUUCCAACCCUAUCCGCUAUGAUUUCUGAGAAGCACCCUCUGACAUGAGAAAAAUGGAGGUGCUCCUGCUGCUUCGCUGCAUAAUGUAUUUUGCUGUUUCAAAUCGGAGGGUCAGCGAUUCGAUCCCCACGUAUAUGCGUCAAAGUUUCUGUGGGCCAAAUAAUGAACCCUUAAUAGCUCCCAAUGUGUGAUUGUUUACCUCAGGGGUGUCCAAACUUUUUUCACUGAAAGAUAUUCGAAGGGCUGGGCCCCUCAGUAGAGGUGGGAUAUAUUGCCUCAUAAGUUAAGUUAUAAACCUCAGAUUGCUUAUUAUUAUAAAGGGAAAUAGGAAGGGUAUAUUUCAAGCUUGUUAUGCAAAUAAGUAUUGGGCUUUUUUUUUAUCAACUAAGGUAUUUUAGAGAAUGUUUUCAACUUUAAUUGACGCAAUUUAUCUGAAAAGUGGGUAUACUAACACAUGAAUACUACUACUUGUUUUAUUUGUUUACACAUAUAUUUAAGAAGUACAAUAUAAGAAGAGAGCAAGUUUCAGGUGUGGGCCAUAUUCCAAUAUACUUUUUGUAUUUGCUCAGGGCUAAUUCAAAAUGGACCGCAGUUGGCCCCUGGGCCGUAGUUUGGACACCCCUGGUUUACCUCCUUCUUUACAACCAGUACAAGAAUGAUUGUGAGUAAUUGCUGACUUGUGUGUUUUUUUAAGAGUGCCUUAUGGGUUGCAAAGCUAUAUUAAUGGGAUGAAUUUGUUUAACCCACAUUGUAUUCCAGCCUCGACUCGACUAAAGAAAUAUGCCAUAACACUAACAUAUCUUUUUUUGUAAUCUGAAAAAAUUAAAGGAAAUGUAACUUUAAA